Messenger RNA from Mytilus californianus (California mussel), 2576 nucleotides. Its product is annotated as indoleamine 2,3-dioxygenase 2-like. Gene Ontology annotation, molecular function: indoleamine 2,3-dioxygenase activity; metal ion binding; heme binding. The transcript has 14 exons. Gene Ontology annotation, cellular component: cytoplasm. Gene Ontology annotation, biological process: 'de novo' NAD+ biosynthetic process from L-tryptophan. NCBI's taxonomy places the organism in Eukaryota, Metazoa, Mollusca, Bivalvia, Mytilida, Mytilidae. The coding region runs from base 59 to 1228 and encodes 389 amino acids. The record is from RefSeq and is a predicted model, not a curated record.
GUAGAUUUAGAACAAAGUACUACUACAACUUACAAGGCAAGGUUAUUAUGAAGAUAGCAUGAAGUUGGAAGAUUUUUAUGUUUGUGAAGAAUUCGGUUUUAUGCUACCUGAUCCACUUUGUACCUUACCAGACUAUUUUGGACAAUGGAAUUAUCUAGCAGAAAAUCUGACAAGUUUGAUACUACAGAAAAGGAUAAGGGAAGAAGUUGACAAGAUGCCAGUUUUGGAUCACAAUAAGUUGAAAGGCUACAGACAGUUAAGAUUGGCACACCUUCAGUUAUCUAUGAUAUCAUCAGGAUAUAUAUGGCAGGAUGGAGACAAAGGCGUUCCUAAGGUAUUACCAGAAUGUCUUGCAGUGCCAUGGUAUAAAGUAUCAGAGAAGAUUGGUAUCAAACCUGUUGUUUGUCAUCCAGAUAUUGUACUGUGUAACUGGACACUUUUAGAUCCACAGAGACCACGGACAUUAGAAAACCUGCGAUGUUUAUAUGCUUUUCCUGGAGGAAUGGAUACUAAUUGGUUUUGCAUGGUAACAGCUCGUAUGGAAUUUGAUUUUGCACCUGCUACAAAGUAUAUAAUUGAUGCUAUUCAAGCUGCAGAUACAGAAGAUACAGAAACAUUAAUUCAAAAUUUGAUAUCAAUCCAACAAGUAAUUUUACAGAUGAAAGAAACUCUCAAGAACAUGCAUGAAUUGGUGUCUGCAGAAAUUUUCUAUGACACACUACGUCCUUUUCUUUCUGGGUGGGGAGGAGAAGGAUCACCAUAUCCUGAAGGCUUGAUUUAUGAAGGUAUAUCUGAAGAACCUAUUCAGAUGUCUGGGGGUAGUGCAGCACAGAGUUCAACAUUACAGUGCUUAGAUGCAGCAUUUGGUGUACAGCAUGAAACAAGUAUACAGAAAUUUCUUUUAAAGAUGAGGGACCACAUGCCAAAUGCUCACAAAAAGUUUAUAGAAACCAUAUCUGAAAAAUCUAAUAUUAGAACUUACGUUUUGAAAUCAGAUGACGAAAGCCUCAAACAGUGUUUCAAUCAAGUUCUGGAGGCAAUGAUUGAUUUCAGAAGCUAUCAUUUGCAAGUAGUGACAAAGUAUGUUGUUAUAAUGUCUAACAGACAGACCAGGAACCAGGAAUUUGAGUCUUUAUCUAAAAAGGGAACAGGUGGUACCAGUUUACUUCCAUUCUUAAAAAGCAUAAGACAGUCAACGACAGAAAAGCUAGUUGGACAAGGGAAUUGAAAUGUAACAAUUAUGCUCUAGAAUGUUUCAGUGACACAUUGUAUAACAAUUCUCAGAGAAUUAUCUUGACCGAGGACAAAUGUUAAAAACAUUCAAAAUUUGAUUCAAUAGAAUAUUAUCAGUAUUUUAUGAAUGAUUAAAGGGACCUAACCUGAGAUUAAUUUAAUUAUUAAAUUUAAACAAUCAAACCUGCUAUAAAGAUCACCUCUCUUAAGCAAAAACCUGUCUUGUCAGGCUCUUUUUAUCCUGCUGUAGUAUUGCAUAUGCAUUUUGAACCUCAUUUAAAAUGUCACAUGUCUUCUAAGGCCAGUAUUCUCUGGUCUUGAGGGCGACUCUUAUGUAUAGGUUUGACUGUAGUACAUGUUUUUGUUAGAGGCAUUAGUUUUAACUAUUUCUUUUAAUAUGAUCAUUUAAUGUUUUCCUUUCUUUUGAAAUUUAAUUUUAAAUGUAAAAGAAUGAACAGGUUGUAUUAAUUAACACACUUUUACAUUGUUUGAUAUAGAAUACAAAAGAUAAAAGAUGCAUGCUUUUGUUAACCUUGGUAGGCAACUAAAAUUAAGAAAUUUCCCCUAAAAACCAAGUUAAAGUACCUUGUACAUAUAUUUAUAGGGAACAUAAUAAACUUUUAUUGAAAUUCCUAGAAGAAUUCUACAAAGAUUGAUUGUUAUCCUAAUGUCAUGGGCAAAUUUUUUCAUGUAUAUUCACAAGAACUAAUUAACACAUCCAAUAAAUAUCUUUACUGAAGUGUGUAACCCAGGAUGAAGGGCAUGCAUUUUGUAUGUCAUUGGAAAAUAUGGGUAUUUUAAUAGGAGUAACAGGUUAGGUCACCUAAAGACCUGUCAAAGUUGUUGCAAGGGUUAUUUUAACAUGCAAAGAGUGUGGCACUCUUCCCUUCACAGGGCAUCAUACUUAAUAUCCCUAUUCCUAUGUGGCUGUUUUUUUUAUACAUCCCAAUCAAUAUCUAUCAAAAAUGGCUGUCCGAUGUAAGAGCAAUUUUGGUCUAAUUUAUACAUACUGCACAGCCAAAACAGACACCAUAUUUUAGAGAGUUACACUUCUGAAUAUGAAAAGUCCUUAAAUGACUAUUAUCAAAAAAAAGUUAUUUAAUCAUCCCCAAAUAGUCUUUUUUCUAGAAGGAUCUGCAAGCAAUCUUUUUAGAAUGUUUUAUUUUGAUAUGCACAUGAUAUUUUUGUAUAUUUUUACUAAUGAUACAUUGAACUUUAUGAUUGUUUAUUAAUAAGUAAUAUCUGUUUUUGUCUGUAUUGUAUAUGAGGGCCUCAGGGACGAUCAUUUGUUUUAACCAUGUUUUAAAUACCCUCUUGAAAUAAAGAAUAUAUAAUUAUCAUUA